Molecule: messenger RNA, 2029 nt
Organism: Strongylocentrotus purpuratus (purple sea urchin)
Lineage: Eukaryota; Metazoa; Echinodermata; Echinoidea; Camarodonta; Strongylocentrotidae
Gene: gale
Product: UDP-glucose 4-epimerase
Exons: 9
Coding region: 97-1137 (346 amino acids)
Biological process (GO): beta-D-galactose catabolic process via UDP-galactose, Leloir pathway
Cellular component (GO): cytosol
Molecular function (GO): UDP-glucose 4-epimerase activity
Source: RefSeq, a predicted model, not a curated record
ACAUAAAGUACAUGCACACACUAUAUCGGUCGACCGUAGAGCUGAGCUGAACAAACUAACUUUCCAUUGAAGAGAGGAGAUACUUUGAAAUCCAGAAUGGCAAACUAUACUGUACUAGUGACUGGUGGAGCAGGCUACGUUGGCAGUCAUGUAGUUGUUGAACUCCUCAAUCAAGGCUACACACCUGUCAUCAUUGAUAACUUCUCAAACAGUAUUAAAGGAUCGGGUAGCAAACCAGAGGUGUUACUAAGGAUAGAGCGCAUUACUGGAAAACAAGUCACAUUCUAUGAAGGAGAUAUACGAGACAAGCCAACUCUUCAAAAUGUCUUUAAAAAGCAUUCAUUCACACAUGUGAUACAUACUGCUGGAAUGAAGGCAGUAGGCGAAUCCAUCAUUAUGCCUAUUGAGUAUUACAACUGCAAUGUGGGAGGAACCAUUUGCCUUUUAGAAGUGAUGAAAGAGUUUAGCUGUUACAACAUAAUAUUUUCAAGCUCAGCAACAGUGUAUGGCCCACCUGACUUUCUACCUAUAGACGAGACACAUCAUGUUGGGCGUGGUAUCACAAACCCAUAUGGCAAGACCAAAUAUUUCAUCGAAGAGAUACUGAGAGACCUAACAACGGCUGACAAAAACUGGAAUGUUGUCCUUUUACGUUACUUCAAUCCUGUUGGUUCACAUAAGUCUGGGCUCAUUGGAGAGAAUCCUCAGGGAAUACCACAGAAUCUGAUGCCUUUUGUCUCUCAGGUAGCUGUAGGGAGGAGAGAGAGUGUGAAAGUCUUUGGGACAGACUACGAUACACCUGAUGGCACAGGAGUACGAGAUUACAUCCAUGUAUUAGAUCUGGCGUCUGGUCAUGUAGCAGCUGUGAACAAAGCUUCUGAGGGAUGCGGUCUGAAGCUUUAUAAUCUUGGCUCAGGGAAAGGAUACUCUGUGCUGGAUAUGAUCAAAGCUAUGGAGAAAGCAAGUGGAAAACAGAUAGCGUAUAAUUUGGCAGGAAGAAGAGAGGGAGACAUAGCAUCCAUGUAUGCUAACGCAACACUAGCAGAGACUGAGUUACACUGGAAGGCUGAGAGAGGGUUGGAUGAGAUGUGUGAAGAUCUAUGGAGGUGGCAGUCUAGCAAUCCAAAUGGAUAUUGAGUCAACUUUGUUGACAUUGGCAGUGAUUAUAAAGGCUUCCAUGUAGCAGUGACUUACAAGUUACACUACAUUAUUCUGUGUCAAGGUUAUUUAAGCAUCAUUAAGUAUUCGCAAUUUAUUAACAUCAAGCAUCCAUUAGAAAAUUAUCAUCAUUUAAUAGGAAACUACACAUAACAGAGCAGUAGAUAGGAGUCAAAAUAUUUAUUUGGUUUUCUGAAUAAGAACAAAAUAUACAUGUACAUGUACUGUAUGCUCUGUAGUGUGUAAUCAGCCAAAUAAGGGUGAAGAAGGAUGACUAUAUAAAGUCAGCUUUUGGACUCAAAUGAAUUUAUAGUCAUAAAUACAUAGAAGAUCAAAUAUCAAAGAUAUAAAAUGUAUAAAUAUCAGUUAUAUGACAUGAAGUUUGUGAGAUAUGUGGGGACUUGUUUCAAUGUAACCAAUUUGGGCAAUGUAAUAUUGAGAGAAAAGGGGUACUGUACGUCACCUUCCAGUCUUCCUCUUUAUAUGUGUUUGAUAGAGCAUGAGUAAUUCUUACUGCUACCUCUUAAUCUGAAAACAUUGUUGAACCAAUCCAAUUGAUAGCCCCUUUUUAAUAGUUACAAAGCACUUCAUUAUAAAUAUGAGCCCCUUUUAUAAACUGUGAUAAUCCACCUAUAAAAAAGACUACUCUGCUAUUUUUUAUUAAAUGCAUUUAGUAAUCCAUGUUCUGCAGUAAAAUUAAUAAGCUUUCAAAUGUUUAUUGAACUGAACCAUUGAUGUAGCAGUCUAUAGUUUGGUUAUUGUCAAGAGGUUUCUAAUUUGGACACCAGCUACAAAAGUUCAGGUAUUAGUUUUAAAAAAAUUAAAAAAUUAAAAAUAAAAAUUGAAAAAUAAAAACGAUCAGAUGAUGAAA